AUGGAGUUAUUCAAAGCAAUAACGUUAGUCUGUCUAAUCUCAGGAACAUAUGCAGGAAUGGAGAAUUUACCCUACGGGUUUAAACUAAUUUGGACUUUCCCUACAAAAGAUACUGUACUAUUUGAUUUUUUUAUACCAAAUGAAAUUCUCGAAAAUUGGCGUUGGGCUGGAAUAGGAUUUAAACAUAUCGAUGAGCCAGAUCCUACAAUGGGCCAUAGCGAGCUAAUUACAAUUACUUUUGACGGAGAUAAAGUUGAAGACAGAUGGGCUCAUGGACAUCUCACCCCUCAGCCAGAUACUAAAGAUGGAGGCUACAAUGACGUAAUCCUUGAAGAAAAAAGAAAUGAACAUGGAUAUCGUGUUUAUUCGUUUUCCAGACCUUUAGAAACAUAUGAUUCUGUUCACGACGUUAGCUUGGUGAAAAACGAAAAAUAUUGGAUAAUGUGGGCUUUUGGUCAAACUUUUAAAGGAGGAGUCAUUGCUCAUCCUAUGUGGAACAGAGGAAAAGAUUUAUGUAUUUUCAGUGAAGAUUAUAUGGAUGAUGGCUCAGAUGACCCAUUUUUUGACGAAGAUGAUCAUUAUAGCCCUUUUUCAUAA
Molecule: messenger RNA, 597 nt
Organism: Blepharisma stoltei
Lineage: Eukaryota; Ciliophora; Heterotrichea; Heterotrichida; Blepharismidae
Source: the annotation of a GenBank genome assembly